Messenger RNA from Chironomus riparius, 2961 nucleotides. NCBI's taxonomy places the organism in Eukaryota, Metazoa, Arthropoda, Insecta, Diptera, Chironomidae. The record is from the annotation of a GenBank genome assembly.
AUGGCAGAGUCAAGUAAUCGAAUAUCACAAUGCAGCUACAUUCUUCUCGUGAUGUUGGCAUUUACUGGUCAACACAUUGCCAGUUCAUUAGAAUUAGCUAAAUGUAAGAGUGCUUUAGGAAUGGAGUCAGGUGCAAUUAUGGACUCACAAAUAUCAGCUAGUUCGGCACACGAUUUCGGCAAUGUGGGGCCACAACAUGCAAGAUUAAGAAUAGACAAUAAUGGUGGCGCAUGGUGUCCGAAACAUAUGGUGUCGAGUAAUCUGAAUGAAUACUUACAAAUAGAUUUAUUAUCGCUACAUGUAAUCACAUCAAUUAAAACACAGGGUAGAUUUGGUAGGGGUCAAGGGCAGGAGUUUACUGAAGCAUAUUUGAUUGAAUAUUGGCGACCAAGCUUUGGUAACAAGUGGAAGAGAUGGAAAAAUUUACAGGGAAAAGAGAUUUUAACAGGAAAUAUUAAUACAUAUAGUGAAGUUGAGAAUGAAAUGCAUCCAAUUAUUGUGGCACAAAAAGUUCGCAUUUAUCCAUACAGUAAAUAUGAUAGAACCGUUUGUCUGAGAGCUGAGUUACUUGGAUGUCCAUGGGAUGAAGGACUCGUCUCUUAUGUCGUACCAAAAGCAAAUCAAAAAGUCGACAUUGAGCUCAGCGAUAGAACUUACGAUGGUGAUGAUCAAAGUGAUCGUCUUGUUAAUGGCUUGGGUCAAUUGGCGGAUGGACAAAAAGGCCAGGAUAAUUAUCGUGCUGAUGUUACUGGUUUUGGAAGAGAGCAUGGGACUCAGCUAAACUUAAUCAAUGGAUUUGAGUGGGUUGGAUGGAGUAACGAUAGUGUUGGAAGUGCUGGUAGACCAAUUGAAUUGACAUUUCAAUUUGAUACUGUGAGGAAUUUUAGUGCGAUGAUUUUGCAUACAAACAAUAUGUUUUCGAAGGGUAUUCAGGUAUUCUCAAUGGCUAAAGCAUACUUUAGCAUUGGCGGUCAAUAUUAUAAUGGUGAGCCUGUACAGUAUUCAUACAUGCCUGAUCAAGUCAUGGAACAUGCACGUGAUGUCACGAUCAAACUACAUCAUCGCAUUGGACGUUAUGUACAACUUCAAUUGUAUUUCGCAUCAAGAUGGAUAUUGCUGAGUGAAGUUUCAUUUAUAUCAGUUCCAGCAAUUGGCAACUUCAGUGAAGAGGUCGCAUAUGUGAAACCACAAGACACAAAUUCCAUCGAAUAUACACUCCAAAGUGACGAAGUUCAAAUGUCCAAGAAUCGUAAUGUUAAUCGUAAUCAUGUACCGCAAAUCGUUUCGUCACGACCAAUUGAUCAAGAGCCAGAGCAGCAUAUCAUUAGUGUCGUGAUUACGGCACUUGCUAUUAUCAUCUUUGUACUGAUUGCCGUUAUAUUAUUCAUUGUGACGAAGAAUAAACGUACAAGAACGGCAGCUGUGCUUAAUGCCUUACAGCAUACACAAUAUUCUGAUGGAUUGGGCAUCGAUAAGCGACUGAAUAGUAACUUUAAAGUGUCAAUGGAUGACAACGAGUCAAUCGAUAAGAGUAGCUUAUAUCAUGAGCCAUUCAAUGUUAACAUGUAUACGAGUGCAGCGAGUGGAUGUACUCUUAAUGACAUGCAGCAGCGACUUCAUGUUACACCUGAUUAUACAGAUGUUCCUGAUAUUGUUUGCCAAGAUUACGCGGUACCACAUAUGGAAAAUUUAUUGCCAAAAAUGCCAGGUGGUUAUAUCGGUGUACGUUUGACACCUCCAUUGAAUAAUAUAUUUCCAAAACCACCUAAAGUUCCACCACCGCCACUAAACCAGGAAAAGUAUUAUGCGGCAACACAAAUAUGUUCAAGUAAACCACCCGGUACAAUGACACUCAAUGGACACAUUCUCAGCAGCUCAAAUACAAUGAAUAAUAAUAGUAUGAAGACGAGUAGUAAUCAUAGUAAUACAAAUAGUAAUGGAUCAAAUACAACGGCAUCAUUAGAUGGACGUAAUGGAUGCAUCACACCGACAACGCCAUUAAAUCAUCAUCUCAAUUCAUAUAGUGACUUCGAUACACUUCUCAUGGAUGAUGAGGUGCAAAUGAAGGAAUUUCCACGUGAUAAAUUGGUCAUUGUUGAGAAGCUUGGAUGUGGAAUGUUUGGGGAGUUGCACUUGUGCGAAACAAAGGGACUCACAUCAAACCUCGUUGCCGUCUCAACCCUUCGACCAGGUGCAUCAGAAACUGUAAAGAAAGAGUUUCGAUCGAAAGCAAAGCAUUUGGGUCGGUUAAAUGAUCCAAAUGUUAUGAAACUAAUCGGAGCAUGUUUGAAGGAUGAGCCAAUAUGCAUUGUAUUGGAUUAUAAAUAUAGUAGUGAUUUAAAUCAAUUUUUACAAGAGCAUAUUGCUGAAACGGGUCCAGUUUGCAUUCAGAAUAAUUCACUAAGCUAUGGAUGUUUGAUUUAUAUUGCAACACAAAUCGCUUCUGGCAUGAAAUAUCUCGAGCAAAUGAGCUUCGUUCACAAAGAUCUUGCAGCAAGAAACUGCAUAAUUGGACCACAAUUGGACGUUAAAAUAUGUGCUUUGGGUACAGUAAUUAAUCGACUUUCAUAUCCAGCUGACUACUGUCAUUUAGAAGGUGCAGGCAGACAAUCACAACCAAUGCCAAUACGAUGGAUGGCAUGGGAAAGUGUUUUAUUGGGAAAAUUCACAUCGAAAUCAGACGUAUGGAUGUACGGUGUUCUAUUAUGGGAAAUCCUCACAUUUGCCAGGGAGCAGCCAUUUGAGAAUUUGACUGAUGAAAAAGUUAUUGAGAAUAUUGGACAUAUCUAUCAGGAUAAUAAUAAGCAUAUAUUUUUACCGAUUCCUGUAAAUUGUCCACGAGAAAUCUACGAUCUCAUGUGCGAGUGUUGGCAACGAAAUGAAUCAUCACGUCCAAACUUCCGUGAGAUUCACUUAUUUUUACAACGAAAGAAUCUCGGCUAUAAGCAUGGGAGUUACUGA